AUGCUUGCUGGAAUCAAGGACAAGCUCAGACGCGCCAAGAAGUUUGCCCGCUCGUUGAUAAGCGGCCGCCCGUCUCUGCAACAGCCGGCCGAAAGCAGUGACGACAGAAUGCCUGUGCCUGCGCAUAAGUCGGCCGCCAAUGACCAGCAUCCAGAUACUCUGCCCGGCACAAUCAUGACGGAAUCGGCCAAGGACCCCGUCGAGACGGCGUCCCAGAACAGCCUGAAGCGGACGAGCCCUCACGACGAACAAGCCGGCAGCGAGUGGCAAGUCGUCACUCGACCACGCAAGAAGCCGAAAAAGGUCCCGCGUCCCGGAAAAGGAGGCUAUCCCGCCUUGACCUUCUCUCCCAACGCGCGCCUGCAGUCCAAGCUCAACCUCAGCAACCUGCGCGACCUAAUAACCUACAUCUUUGCCGAUGGUGCGGGCCCCCAGUGGAUUAGUGUUUCCCACCGACCGCAGUUCAGGAAGAUUGUCGCCAUCAUGGUCCCCGGCCUGGAGGAGGCCAUGUUUGAGAAGAGCGUCGACCUCUCGACAUACAAUGACGACGACGACGACGACGACGGCUACGGCCAUGUCGGCCGCAUCGACCGUGGCGGAUCGCGGCCAGUCGCCGUCACAUCGCCCGACGACUACUACCCUAGGAGCCUGCAAAAGGACAAGCUGCCCGAGGCGCUGCAGCCCUUUGCCGACAUGUUCCCCCUGCUGUGGCCGGUUCGGACCCCCGGCGAUGACAAGAACGGCAAGAUGCAUUCCCCCAUGACCGCCUUCCUCACCGCUCCCGCGCCCAAGGAGAGGACCUCGAAACCGGGGGGCAUCAAGCCUGCCACGGAGCCUCAGGGCUGGCGCAACGACAGAACCCCCAUCACGCACUUCCUGGCCACGGCGGAUGAGCUGGCGGAAAACGGAUACCUGGUUCACCCGGCUCUCCUGGCGCAGGGCAGCCAGCGCGACCGCUUCGUGGUGCCGGAUGGGUGGGUCGUCACCAAGGUGGGCGACCUCUCCGAGGCAGACGUUCCAGACAGCCAGAUAGAAAAGGGGAGCGUCACGGCAGGGCGCGAGGUAUUGGCGCUGGACUGCGAAAUGUGCCUGACGGGCGAGAACGAGCUCUCCCUCACGCGCGUCAGCAUCGUCAACUGGGACGGCGAGGUGGUCAUGGACGAGCUGGUCAAGCCGGACAAGCCCAUCGUCGACUACGUGACGCGCUUCUCGGGCAUCACGGAGGAGAUGCUCGCGCCGGUGACCACGACGCUGGGCGACAUCCAGGCGCGGCUGGUCGAGCUGCUGCACCCGCGCGCCAUCCUCGUGGGCCACUCGCUCGAGUCGGACACCAAGGCCAUGCAGCUGGCCCACCCCUUCGUCGUCGACACGUCCAUGCUGUUCCCGCACCCGCGCGGGCCGCCCCUCAAGUCGUCGCUCAAGUACCUGGCGCAAAAGUACCUGGCGCGCGAGAUCCAAAAGGGCGGGGCGGACGGGCACAACAGCGUCGAGGACGCCCGCACGUGCCUGGACCUGGUCAAGCAAAAGUGCGAAAAGGGCAAGCUGUGGGGCGCGGGCGAGCACCAGGGCGAGAACCUGUUCCGGCGCCUGGCGCGAGCCGGCACCACGUACAAGGCCCAGGGGGGGGACGCGGCCGUCGGCGGCGUCGAGGCCGGCAAGACCAGCGCCGCCGUGGACUGGGGCGACCCGGCCAAGGGCCUCGGCGGCGGCGCCACCUACCAGCUGGGCUGCCGGUCGGACGAGGACGUCGCCGAGGGCGUGGUGCGCGCCGUCAACGGCGACCCGGACGGCUCGCACAUCCGCGGCGGCGGCGUGGACUUUGUGUGGGCGCGCAUGCGCGAGCUCGAGGCCCUGCAAGGGUGGUGGAACAAGGGCCGCGUCGACAGGGCCGGCUCGGACGGCGGGCCGCCGGACGACGCGACCGCGGCCCCGCCGUCGUCGUCGUCGUCGUCGUCGCCGUCGCUCGAGCAGGCCCUCGUCCGGCUCACGGAGCGCCUCGUCCGCAUCCACGCCGCCCUGCCCCCCUGCACGGCCUUUAUCGUCUACAGCGGCUCCGGGGACCCCCGCAAGAUGGCCCAGCUGCAGCAGAUGCAGGCCCAGUGGAGGAAAGAGUACAACGCCCCGGGCAGCAAGUGGGACCAGCUGAGCGUCAAGUGGACAGACGUGGAGGACCAGGCCCUGCGGAGGGCUGCGCAAAAGGCUCGCUCGGGCAUUGCCUUUGUCGGCGUCAAGUAG
Molecule: messenger RNA, 2235 nt
Organism: Ustilaginoidea virens
Lineage: Eukaryota; Fungi; Ascomycota; Sordariomycetes; Hypocreales; Clavicipitaceae
Exons: 1
Coding region: 1-2235 (744 amino acids)
Cellular component (GO): nucleus
Molecular function (GO): exonuclease activity; nucleic acid binding
Source: RefSeq, a predicted model, not a curated record